Molecule: messenger RNA, 549 nt
Organism: Sphaerodactylus townsendi
Lineage: Eukaryota; Metazoa; Chordata; Lepidosauria; Squamata; Sphaerodactylidae
Gene: SMIM36
Product: small integral membrane protein 36
Exons: 2
Coding region: 113-394 (93 amino acids)
Source: RefSeq, a predicted model, not a curated record
GCCAACACAUCUAUUCCAUCAGCUAGCUACAGCUUGCAAGUGCAUGAGUGAAUGUAUAUAUGUAUAUAUACGACUUCAUGCAUUGAGAUUCUGCUAAAUAUUAUGAGAGCCAAUGGAUUUUUUGGAAAUUGACCCUGUUACCUUGAACCUGGUCAUCCUUGUAGCUAGCUAUGUCAUCCUGCUUUUGGUUUUCCUAAUUUCUUGUGUGCUGUAUGACUGUAGGGGGAGAGAUCCCAGUAAAGAAUAUGCUCCUGAGAUUGCAACGGAACCUCAGCCUCCAAUCCGGCUCGUGGUGAUGCAGCAAGGAAACCCAGGUCCCCACUGGGAUAAAGAACUUGUCCGUGCUUAUCAAAAUUCUUCAGGUCCACCAGGAAAGAGGACUACCGUUGUCUAAGACAGCCUUCAAUUGCUCCUGCUUUCCGGAGACGGCUUGUCUCAUCCGCCAUGUUUACGUCUCAUUUGCAUAAGGAUAACCUAAGGAAGACUGAACAAGUCCAAUCAACCUACACCAGGAGAAGGAAAGGAUUCCACCCAUUUAACUGAUCUUCC